GUCUCUCGCAAUCUCACACGUCACGGCUUUGUGUGCGAGUAAAAGGCACUUUCCCCACAAGAGCUCCAGGAACUGCGAGAGCCGUGGUCUCCGCGAACAGACACUCCGGCAGUGUUACAGCUCGGCGUUCAGUCUGGUCUGCGAGCAGUGCGCCAAGUCUGAGCCCUGGUCCGACGCGCGUCCUGACCGCCGGCUGGGCAGCCUGUGACAGACACAGCGGUCUACGAUCUAGUUUCUGGAUGAUGGAUGUGUUUGAUAGUCAUGUUAAAAAGGAAUUCGUCAGCAUUUGGGUGCGAGACCCCAGAAUCCAGAAGGAAGACUUCUGGCACUCCUAUAUGGACUAUGAGAUCGGCUUACAUACGAACAGCAUGUGUUUCCAAAGGAAGACCUCCUGUGUGAGAAGGCGGCACAGAGAGUUUGUGUGGCUCAGGCAGCGACUUCAAGACAAUGCGUCACUAAUAAAGUUACCUGAACUCCCACCCAGAAACCUGUUCUUCAGCAUGACUAACAAGCAGCAUGUCGCAGAAAGGAUGAAAGGCCUGCAGCAGUUCCUGGAAGAAGUCUUGCAGAAUGCAGUGCUGUUGUCAGACAGCAGGCUACACCUCUUCCUUCAGUCCCAGCUGAGCACUGAGAAGAUUGAGGCUUGUGCCUCUGGGCAAAGCACAUACACUGUGGCAGAAGCUAUUCAGAAGUACAGCUGCUUAAACAGGAGAUUCCCCUUGGAAGAGGAGGAGUACAAGGACAAAUGCAAACCCUACUCUGAUUCUGACUGCGAGAGCUCCUCCUCGGGCCUGGGACACUGCAGCGACGACAGCGCGCCCCGAGAGUGCAGGAAGCCCGGGCAGGCGGAGCUGUUCAGCUCCCUCUCGGAGUCCCCGUCCGAAGCGCAGAAGGUGCUGCCGUAGCGCCCGGCCCAGUCCGUCUCACUCACUGCUCCUGAUGCUGCGGGACAGGCAGGACAAGUGGUGAUGCGGCGCUUCUUCUUCAAGAAUAACAAGGACGCUAGUGGAUGAAAAAGAUAGGUUCCGGAGACCUCUGCCCCAGCUCGUGUGUAUACGCAUUCACGCGUGUAGCUGGUGCGGAUCGGGUACCCGCGAGAGUUCGGCUCGGCCGCUCUGUGGAGGGAUUCUGUCUUGUUCAGAACAGUGCAGUCGGAGACCGCCGGCGAUUUUUUUUAUAUAUGUAUAGAUCGUUUUUCAUUACAGUGCAUUAAUUUAUCGAAGCUUUUUUUCUUUCCUUUCCGGAAAAUAACGUGGCCUUAAUGGAGAGAUGCGUGGCGUGUUGCACAGCGAGGCUUGUGCAAUUUCAUCGACUUUCCUGUGCCAGAAUGUAACGUUACACACUGAUGGUGCGAGGGGAGAAAUUUCAAACUGAAACAUUUAAAACGACAGGCUUUAACAUGUUCUCACCCCCACACACACACACAAAAAUAAAACGUUAGUCAUUUUUCCUACAAAAGAAAGAAGAUUCUACCAGUAAAGGAGCCAGACUUCAACUUGUGUGCGUGUGGAAGCUUGGGGCGUUUUUAUUUAAUGUUAUUAGUAGCUCCAGAGAAAAGCCUUUCGGAAUUAUUUGACCCUAUAAUAGUGACACGUCUUCAGUUUGUUAAAAGUGCUCAUGCGUGUCUGUGUGUAAGGUUACAGACUCGUCUGCGAGAUCCGCUGCGCUUCGGCCUGGGCGCGGCGGGCCGCUGGACUCGGAGAGGAAGGGCACGAUCGCCCACUGCCACGGCGAUUCUGUUCCCUCGACACACCGUUCAAAACUUCGAAGAGGCGUUAUGGCCCGGGUGCUGCUAGUUAUACACGAAUGUGAUGUGUCCCCGAAGUGUUAGUCCGCUUACAGAGAGGCGUUAUCAUCGCACGUCCAGGUACUGUUCGGCGUUGACCGCGCUUUUUUUCUCCACACCUAAGACGCCGGCGAUUGACCAGACUAUUGCGGAGUAAACGACGCAGAGAGGCGGUCGCUAGUGAAGGAAAUGUAGUUUUUCGACACGGUGGUGUCAAGUCUGCCCGCUUGUCGGCGUGUGUACUGUAUAAUACACGGUACUCUGAGCUAGAGCUAAUAGUUACUACUGUAUUCCAGGAUUAGUCAUGACGGCGUUAAGAAAAGUGCAAUAUCUACACAGGACUAAAUCCGUUUUUAUCACAACUGCGAGCGCGCUCAAUGACGUAAUUUAUUCGCUCCUGUUUUUAUUUUUAAAACACUGAAAUGUGAAGCAAAAGUAAAUCAGUCUGCUAAUGUAUUGUAAGUAGCUGAAUACUGAAACGACGUUUAAGUUUUUUUUUUUGAAGAGUUGUUUGAAGUUUGUUUUAUGAUGCCUGAAUAGCUGUCUUCUCCCGCACCAGACCAGCGAGUGAGCUCUUUCGAUCUUUUAUAAAUUGAUUCACUUGCGUUGAUAAUCACGUUUGACUAUUUUCAAUAAAGUUUUAGAAAAUA
This is a messenger RNA of Lepisosteus oculatus (spotted gar), 2436 nucleotides long. Its product is annotated as sorting nexin-10. The record is from RefSeq and is a predicted model, not a curated record. Gene Ontology annotation, molecular function: phosphatidylinositol phosphate binding. Gene Ontology annotation, biological process: intracellular protein transport; vesicle organization; cilium assembly. Gene Ontology annotation, cellular component: endosome. Lineage: Eukaryota; Metazoa; Chordata; Actinopteri; Semionotiformes; Lepisosteidae.